AUGAAGAGAAUAAGGAUACAUGACAUGUUGCGAGAUUUGUACUUGAGAGAAGCUAAACGUGAAAAUUUCUUGAAUGUCAUUGGACUUAAAAAACAUUGUCGUUGGAUAAGUCAUACAUCAAGAUCUUUAUAUAGUGAAGUCAGGUCCGGAGAUGAGUUCUUUCACAAAUCUCAUUCCAUUCACUUUACUUAUCUUUACUAUAAUUGGUAUACAGAUGUGGAACGUCUAAUUUCACACUUGAAGCUACUAAGAGUAGUAGACAUACGAGGUAGAGUUUAUUAUGAAGAAAAUGCACUAGAUGUUCUUGCAAAUCUUGUUCAUUUGAGAUACUUAGCUUUGUCCACGUAUAAGAGUUUUGAGAUAAAACUCUUUGAGCAUUGGAACAUGCAAAGCUUUAUUGUUAGUGGGGAUGGUGUUACAUUGGGUUCCUUUGAGGCAUAUAGAAUUUGGAAAAUGCCGCUAUUAAGAAAUUUUUGCAUUGGAGUAAUUUUUUCAUUAGAAAUUCCGCCGGCUGUUUAUACAAACUUAGAGAAUAUAUCUUGGUUGGAUUCUGAGUCAUGUACAAAUGAUUUGUUUACAAUGAUUCCGAACUUAAAAAAAUUGGGGGUUGAUGGUGGAUUUUAUGAUAAUAAUCUAGAUUGGUUUUAUAAUUGUGUGCACUUGGGGCAACUUGAGACACUAAGCAUAAGACGUUGGGGUUAUCUCAAGAAUAUUCCAUGUAGCGGAAUCCAAUGGGCAACUAGUUUUCUACCAAAUCUUAAGAAGCUCAACUUGUUGGAGUCUAAUCUGCAGUGGAGUGACUUGAGCCUUAUUUGUAUGUUGCCUAACCUGGAGGUUCUAAAACUGAUAAAUGCUUGCAAAGGCCUAAAGUGGGAGACAUAUGAUGGAGGGUUCCGUCGAUUGAAGAGGUUGGUAAUUGUAAAGGGAAGUCUCAAAUAUUGGAAUGCAGUGGGUGACCAUUUCCCUAUACUUGAGUGUUUAGAGAUAAGUUACUGCCAUUGGUUGGAAGGAAUCCCUCCUGAUUUUGGGGAUAUCGCCACACUAGCAUUGAUUAAGAUAAGCUAUUGUAGGGAUUCCCUUAUGGCUUCUGCAGAGUGGAUUCAAGAUGAGCAAAACAACAACUAUGGAAAUGCUGCCCUCCUUGAUUGUUCCAAAGGAUUUGGGCCGCUUGAUAUGAUGGAUGGUGCCAUAGCAUUGCAGGAUGUGAACUGA
This is a messenger RNA of Ipomoea triloba (trilobed morning glory), 1212 nucleotides long. RefSeq names its product putative late blight resistance protein homolog R1B-13. Gene Ontology annotation, molecular function: alpha-tubulin binding. Gene Ontology annotation, biological process: protein folding. Lineage: Eukaryota; Viridiplantae; Streptophyta; Magnoliopsida; Solanales; Convolvulaceae. The record is from RefSeq and is a predicted model, not a curated record. The transcript has a single exon. Bases 1 to 1212 code for a protein of 403 amino acids.